Molecule: messenger RNA, 12058 nt
Organism: Aquila chrysaetos chrysaetos
Lineage: Eukaryota; Metazoa; Chordata; Aves; Accipitriformes; Accipitridae
Gene: RORA
Product: RAR related orphan receptor A
Exons: 11
Coding region: 180-1757 (525 amino acids)
Biological process (GO): regulation of transcription by RNA polymerase II; negative regulation of inflammatory response
Cellular component (GO): nucleus
Molecular function (GO): RNA polymerase II cis-regulatory region sequence-specific DNA binding; nuclear receptor activity; zinc ion binding
Source: RefSeq, a predicted model, not a curated record
CGGGGGGGUGUGCAGCUCUCGCUAGCGCUGCUUGUGGUCACAGCCAGGCAAGCUCACAUCCCAUCUGGAUCACGCUCGCUCUCUCCCUUCUGCUUUCCUACCAUAGAGUUGCGCUGGAAACAGAAGAUAGAGGGAGUGUAGGAGCUCGCCAUCUCCAAGCGAUCUACAUUGGGAAAAACAUGGAGUCCGCUCCGGCAGCCCCCGAUCCAGCAGCCAGUGAGCCGGGCAGCAGCGUCUCCGAGGCGGCCGCCGGCGCCAGGGACACCCCGGUGAACCUGGAGCCGGCCCGGAAAAGCGAUGCGCCGGCUCCCGUCCGCAGGCAGAGCUACUCCAGCAGCGGCAGCAGCAGAGGUAUUUCUGUAACGAAGAAGACUCAUACAUCUCAAAUUGAAAUUAUUCCAUGCAAGAUCUGUGGAGACAAAUCAUCAGGAAUCCAUUAUGGUGUCAUUACAUGUGAAGGCUGCAAGGGCUUUUUCAGAAGGAGUCAGCAAAGCAAUGCUACGUACUCCUGUCCUCGUCAGAAGAACUGUCUGAUUGACCGAACCAGUAGAAACCGCUGCCAACACUGUCGAUUACAGAAAUGCCUUGCUGUGGGGAUGUCUCGAGAUGCUGUAAAGUUUGGUCGAAUGUCAAAAAAGCAGAGGGACAGCCUGUAUGCGGAGGUGCAGAAACAUCGAAUGCAGCAGCAGCAGCGAGAUCAUCAGCAGCAACCAGGAGAGGCAGAACCACUAACACCAACAUACAAUAUCACCACCAAUGGGUUAACAGAGCUACAUGAUGACCUCAGUAAUUACAUUGAUGGGCAUACCCCUGAAGGUAGCAAAGCAGACUCUGCAGUUAGCAGCUUCUACUUAGACAUACAGCCUUCUCCAGAUCAGUCGGGUCUUGAUAUUAAUGGAAUCAAACCAGAACCAAUAUGUGACUACACACCAGCAUCGGGCUUCUUCCCUUAUUGUUCUUUUACAAAUGGGGAGACCUCUCCAACUGUGUCCAUGGCAGAAUUAGAACAUCUUGCACAGAAUAUUUCCAAGUCACACAUGGAAACUUGCCAGUACUUGAGAGAGGAGUUACAGCAGAUAACAUGGCAGACUUUUCUGCAGGAAGAGAUUGAGAACUACCAGAACAAGCAAAGGGAGGUAAUGUGGCAGUUAUGCGCAGUCAAAAUAACAGAAGCUAUACAGUAUGUAGUGGAAUUUGCCAAACGCAUUGAUGGCUUUAUGGAACUGUGUCAAAACGAUCAAAUUGUGCUUUUAAAAGCAGGGUCUUUAGAGGUUGUGUUCAUCAGAAUGUGCCGUGCCUUUGACUCCCAGAACAACACAGUCUACUUUGAUGGCAAGUAUGCUAGCCCAGAGGUUUUCAAGUCCUUAGGUUGUGAAGACUUCAUUAGUUUUGUGUUUGAAUUUGGAAAAAGUUUAUGUUCUAUGCACCUGACGGAAGAUGAGAUAGCUUUGUUUUCUGCAUUUGUUUUAAUGUCAGCAGAUCGCUCAUGGCUUCAGGAGAAAGUAAAAAUUGAAAAACUCCAACAGAAGAUCCAGCUAGCACUUCAGCAUGUCCUACAGAAGAACCACCGAGAAGAUGGAAUUCUAACAAAGUUAAUAUGCAAAGUGUCUACUUUAAGAGCACUGUGUGGACGACAUACAGAAAAGCUUAUGGCAUUUAAAGCAAUAUACCCAGACAUUGUACGACUUCAUUUUCCUCCACUUUACAAGGAGUUAUUCACUUCAGAAUUUGAGCCAGCGAUGCAAAUUGAUGGGUAAACGUAUCACCUAAGCACUUCUAGAAUGUCCGAAGUACAAACAUUAAAACAAAAGAAAGGAAAAAAAAAAAAAAAGAAAAAAAAAGAAAGAAAACCAAGACACUUUAUAUGGCCCUGCACAGACCUAGGGAGCCAACACACUGCACAUCUCUUAGCGGUCGGGGUCAGGCGAAGGAUGGGAAACAAUGAAACAAAGUUGAACUUGUUUUUCUCAUGCAUAUGAUUUCCAUUAUGCCUACAAAUAUGGACCCUUUUUCUGUCUCAACUUCUCAAUCCUUGACCUCUGUUUACACAGACUGAGGGUACUAAUGUCAGAAGGUUGUUUUCUCUUGUAGUUCACUGCCCAGACUUUUGACAGAACAAUCAAUUUGUUGAUCAGAACAGAGAGUCCACCUAGUAAUCAGCGACUGGUGUGCAUUGCAGAGAUUUCAGCAUCAGUUUGCACAACUUGCUCAUUGUUUCAUGAAGGACGAUUUUUUUCACCUACCACUGUUUGCCAGUAGACAGAACGGCAUGAAAAGGGUCCAUAGCAAUAGCAACAAUAGCAUUAUAAUAUAUUACAGGGUAAAUGGGCAUGAAGACUAUAUAUAGCAAAAGAGAUAUUGUUUAUAUAUUGUUUUAAUUAAUAUAAAAUGUAGUUACUGGUAUAGCUUUUCUUGUUGAAUUGAUAAGGCACUUUCAUUUUGCACCUUUUUCUUUAAAUUAAAUGCUAGCGUGUUCAUUGUGUUGCAUGUGCACCAGAAAUUCAAGUUUAACUGAAAAAGGUUUGGCAGGUACUGGUACAUUGGGAGGUAUUUAUGCUGCUGUUUUCCAUGUUACUUUUAAAGAGAGGCUGGUCAUAUCCUGAAAUGGUUACAGAUUUUUUAAAAGAGUUGAAAAUAAUGACAAUUUUCUAAAUUAAAAUCAGCUUUUCAGCUGUUAAAUUCAAAGGUACUUUUAUUUUCAAAUCUUUCAAACCUGGAUGUUUAAAAUCACAUGCCUAAAUUCAAAUUUAGGUGCACAAGUCAACAGCCUCAUUUUCAAAGGUGCUGAGUUUCUGUGGUCAAAGUUAAACUAAGGAAUUACAGAUCAUUUACAAAUGAGUAACACAGCAUCCUUGAAAAUCAGGCUAUUAAAUAAAGUGUAUUUCUGCCCACCGUAAAUCCAGGUUCGAAGGUAUUUACUCAAGUCUGUAUCUACAGUAAAAGUAUGUGUGUAUGACAUGUAUGUGGAAAAGUAAUUUUUAUACAUAAUAUUACAUACUUUUGUACUCCAUAUCGUAAACAAUGCCUUCAAACUCCAGCCUAUCAAAAUCCAUAGGAGGUUUGUCUUUGACUUCAGUGAGAUGAGACACUGGCCCAUGUUCUUCCAGCAUCCAGCAGUUCUAUUUCUGGUAGCUGAACAGAGAAGUCCAUUGCUCUCCUUAUUUAAAAAGAUGCACUUUAAAGUUUAUCAGAUGAGGACAGACUAACAAAGUAAAGGCACACUGUUGCUAGGAAAAAAUGUUUUGUACUCUGUAUAAUGCCUGGAAAUCAUUACUAUCAUAAAUCUGCAUUCUGUAAUUCUGAAAUCGUGAUUCCUGUAUUGCAUAACCAACCAAUAAGCUGAAUCUUGCAGUCUUUAUUAUUAUUAAUUACCAUGCCCUUUUGGAAGAAUACCGUCUCUGAGCAAAUUUGGCAAGUAAACCUAGUUCUGAGGGAAGCAGAUUCACAAUAAACAACAUCACAAAAUAAACUGUGGCUCUUUGAGCCAGAGGUGCAUAAUUGGUUUGGAUGAGAUGAAGAUGUAUAAUUGGAUGCCUUGUAGGCCUACGCAAGUGAAGUUUCUGAUGAAGUACAUAAGAAAAAGCCAGGAACUUUAAAAAAGAAAAAAGAAUGAGACAGUAUGUGCUCCACUGCUAUGACUUCCAAGGAUGAACAAUCUCUUACAUGUAUUACAGUUGUUGAGAAGUAACAGAAGUGAAUAGAAGCACACAAGCCUCACUGUUUUAAAAAGGAGAGUUAGGUCAGUGAGUUAUUAUAAGCAAAAUAGAGGUUUAUUCUAUGAUUUGAAGAUGCUUCCUUUGGGGUCAAAUUGAGACAUUUAGCUACGACACCUAUUAAAAAUUUUAUAGUCUGCCACAUCAGGGGAGCUUACAGCUAUCGCUUGUCUCUGUGGUUUGGAAGGAGGGGGAGAUGAGCGUCAUAUGUUUCCCCUUCAAAGCAGUAUGCGUCCUGAGUGUGGGAGGGCAACACCUGCACCUCUGUGAGCACUGGGAUGGAAGCAUGAGAGGGCUUUUGGAAAAAGUCCAUAGAGCUGUCCUUUUACUGCUCCAUCCUGCCUGUUCCCAAAGAGGUGGCUCACGGCCCAGCACAUGCUCUCUCCAGUCCCACCGAAACACUUUUCCUAGAAUCAUUGUUUACUUUAUUGGAGUAACUGGCAUGAUAUGGUACUUUCAUUCUAAUGUGUGUUCCUAUUGUUAAAGCAACCCUUUUAACUAACAAAUGUUUUCUGAAUGUGACCAGCCUUAGGUGCUAGUCCUGUAAAGAUCAACUAAACUUAAUUUCAGUGUCUACUAAUGAAUAAUGAAGUAAGACCUGUACUUUAGAGAGCAAGAUACAAUUCCUACUUCUGACAGUAAGUAGACUACCAGGCAAAAUAUUUGGGGAUUAAUUUUCAGUCACUUCCUUUUCUUACCUUUUCCUGAUGAAUACUAGUACUUUACCAGGCAUCUAGGUGCCAAUCGUUUUGUUUGGUAUCUAGUUCAGCCUAUUUACACCCAUAAGUCAUUGACAACACAGAUUUUUGGAGCAUUUACUAGUAAAAUACAUAACCGUAAAAAGGUUCCAGAUAGGGCCUUAGCUGAAAGCCCUUUGCAUCUUCAAACAGCUUGUGACAUGAUCUUCCAGGCCAGAAAGUGCUGUCAUUUUUGUCCAUGGGAGCUCCUGCAUACUGUCACCUUGUUAAAUCAGGCUGUGCAUACAUACCCCAAGUAACUCUGCUUUCCUGAUGGCAGUUAACAGCCACUUGGCAAUAGAAUAUUAUUUUUGUUUUGCUCUUCAUAGAGAGGGGGAAAAAGGGAUACAGCAUGGCAGAUGUACUGAUAAGACUUCUCUUGCCAAGGAGGCUUUUAUGAAAGAGGACGUAGAAUAACAUCAGAGUGACUGGUCAGAGUGACGGCCAUGUAAGAACCCAAUGCAGCAGAGGAAAAGCACUCUGCAGAACCUCUGGGACUGUGGCCUGGUAUCAGAUGAUCAACCAAAUAUUCAGUUAAAAAACAUAUUUGGGGUCAAUGGAUAUUCACGUGAGUAUUUUCAUAAUCUGCCCAGUUCACUACAAACAAAAACCUGAGGGUAGCUGAAGAGAAAGGAAUAGUAUGUUGGUUUUGAAUGAUCUGUUCCUUAAAGCCUGCAAAGAGAUUUUCAUUGGGUCUUUCUAGGAAAGAGAUACUAUACUGUCAUUUGAACCACCCUGAUUUACUUAACAUCUCCAGCAUUGUUUGAUGUUUUAAAAACUAUGGGAUUAGGUGAAAAGGGAGGCUGUUUUUAAGUUUGGUUGUUCUUUAUUAAAGCUUAUCUAUCUUAGUAUGGAUACCAAGAUAUCUGUGUGUGUAUGUGCACCUGUGUGUGUGUGAGAGAGUACACUUGUGUGCGCACAUGAAUAUAUGCGUGGGUACGUGUGAGUGGCUGCUUCUAGGCUGUUAAGUGUCAAUGGAAUAAAGAAAAUGUAUUCAAUUAAGUCAAAAAUAGAAGGUGGAAAAAAGAUUUAUUCUAUACAAAGCCUUGUCUGGACCACUUUAGAGAGACUUCUAUUUUUUUAACCCUUCUAUAAAUGUUUGAUGGCACUUGAAAUAUUCCUGCAAUAAAAUGUGAUUUGUGUAAACAUUAAAAAAAAAAAAGAUUUUGUAAUGUGAAACAAUGAAAGAAAGUAAUGUAAUUUUUCUAAAAAACAAAAAAAAAAACAAAUGAACGAACUUUGUAUUAUUUUCUUGAUGGAAUUUGUCUAUUUGUCUUUGGAAAACUUUUUAUUUCAUUGAAUGUGCCAUAGUAGAGGUGUGUUUUUCUUUUUCUUUCUUUUUUUUGUUUUUUACAUUUUAGAUUAAAGGAAUAGCUGUGUUCCGACAUUCCAAAAUGCAAGAUGACAUAGCAGUCAUGAUUAAAAGGUUUGAUUAGUAAGCUUCAAUCAUCGUUGCUUUUUUUGCACAUGUUCUUCAUUCCUCUACAGUGCAAUAUGUACAUAGAGCACUUGCGGGUGUAACCUUGAUCCCUCAGGGAAAAAUACAUAUUUGUACAGGAUUUUUCUUUUUUUUUUUUGCCUUUUUUUUUCCUUUUAUUUUUUUUGGUUGGAUAUUUUUUUUUUUUGUUUUGGGUUUUUUUUGCUAAGGAAUGUCGAUUGAAUCACUUGUCUGUUGUUGAGGGGCAGCCAGAUAAUAAUCCUAAACCACUGUCACAAAACAUUGUUUAAAUUUUGUGCCCUUUUAUUAUUUAAAAAGGAAAAAUAAAAGUUAUUUUCUGACAGUUCUUUGUGCUGAUUGGUGAAAAAAAGGGUAAAUAGACAAGCACCUUAUGAUUGACUUAACUGUGAAUGACAAUCCAUCUCGUUAUCAACAACAGAAGCCCUAUCAUUUUGGAGCUGGGGUUAAGAGUCAGAAACUAAUGUGCUCAGGGAUCUUCUAAAACUCUUCAACAGGGUGGCCAGUACUGCUGGUGGAACAAAUUACUUUUUAAAAAAUAUGCUAGUAUUUCUUCCCUUCCCCCCUCCCCCCAGGCACAAGAGAACUGGAUAUUUUUUUUAACUGAAUGCUCUAUGCGUGCCUCAUUCUCUUACUCAGUUUUGCCGUAUAGCCGCUCUUUGGUCUUUGUUUUGUUCAAAACAGAAGUACUCGAAACAGCGCAAAGGUUUUGCAAUUACAUUUUAGAAAAUAGAUUAAUGCUGACCCAUUAAAUAAAUGAUUGAAAUGAAUUUCAAUACCCUCUGGACAUUUUUAUAAUGAUAGGACUACUCUUCCAGCUGAAUUUCAGUGUUUUGCCAUAGAAAAUGGGUUUUCAGGAUUGAAAUUAUUGUCAGAGAAAACAAAUCAGUUUAUGAUAGUACAAUAAGAAUGAAAAGGUAAUCAUUAGGUUUCAGCAAUGGUGUCACAUAGAAAGGAACAUAGAUCUGCAGGAAUACAAGAACAAUACUUCAGAUGUUGUCUGUCAUUGUUGCAUAUGCUUCAUAGUAAAGCAAAAAACCUGACUGGAAAGAAACACUGAGGCUGAAGACAUUUUCAUAUCUAGUAGAUCAAAUACAGCAAUUCCAAGCGAUUACAAUGGCACCAAAAUCCAGCAAUGUCUAGGAAGUCUCCAAGUGCCAAACUGUAGGAUUCUGGAAGCGUGUCCCAAUUAGCCUUCUUUUAUGGCUUCACAUUCCUUUGAAAAUGCAGGUAGAAGAGUUAAUAAGCAACUACAAACAAAAUGAGCAAGAUUUCACGACUUUGGUUAGAUUGGGAAGAGAGUGAAUUUCUCCAUCAAACAUGUCUGUCUUCUUACAAAAAGCAUCAGUUCUCCAGUAUCUUAAGUUAUUGAGGUUUUUUUCACUGGGUAUAUGGCUUCCAGUUGUUUACUUUAGGUUGCUUAAUAAAUAGGGAAAACUUUAUUAUGGUAUUGCAAGCUGACGGUCGCAUUUAGCUUGGAAUGGCCUUCCAAGGCAGACAGCUGCUUAGCAAGUAUGACCUCUUGAUCAGUUUGUGUUCUGGCAUCUUCAGUAGAAGAAAACUCCUAUUGCUGAUUCACAAUAGAACCUAUUCUUCACACACUUGUGUAUCAAUUAAACAUACUGUUGAUACAUAAAAUCUAUAAGAUGUUUUAACUAUGUAGUGGGGUGAUCCAAACGUUAAAAUAUCUUUUUUUUGGAUUGGCAUAGACAUUCCCCAGUCUGUACUUGAUGAACAAAACAGGUUGCACAGUACAAGCUGUGCAAACAAUGUGUAUUUUUUUUUUCCUCUACACAUUCCUAAACUCCCCAAUGUAGAUAAACUUAUAAAUGUCAGAAACAGCAUUUACUAUCCAAUAUCUAAAAAUAAUAAGCAAUUUUCUCUUGAGUACUCAGUAUAUAAAAUUCUACCUGUGCUAGCUGAUUCAGCUUGCACAGAAGAAACAUCUUUAUUUUCCUUAGCUGGAGAAAUAUAACUAUUACAAUUAUUUUUUAAUUAUUAAUACUAAUAUUUAUUAUUUUUAAAAGUUUCAUCCAUGAAUAUAUUUGAAUAUUAGCCUCCUAUUCUCUUAAAUAUUCCUGUCAGUAAAUCAUUUGGUGGAAAUGAGGGCAAAUGCAUACAGAUACCAAAUACAACAACAAAAAGAAAAGUUUUAAAAUUUAAAUGAGUAUUUAUUUAAAAAUCAUUGCAGUAUGUGCUUUAAUCCUAGUACUGUGAUAAUAGCUUGCUAAAUAAUGCUAAGUCACUGGACUUGAGGGGAAAAAUACGUAAAAUUUAGGAUAAUAUACAGUCUAUCUUUGGAACUUUAUUCAGGUACUAAAUAGAAUUUUAACAUCAAAAUAAAAGCUGUAUUCUACCUUUUUCAUAUGUAAUGUUGCUGUUUAUCUUUUUUUUUUUUGCCUUUAUCAUUGGUAGAAUAUAGCAAUAACUUUAUAGCAAUAAGUAGGCUAUCCAAAUAAGAAACAAAACAUGAUAAAGGCUUCAGAUCAAUACUCAUAGGUUCAUUUCUUCUGCCACAAUAUUCACUUGUAUGUCUUCCCUCAUAAUCUCAUUACUUCUUCAAGCUGAACUUCACAAUCAAGUUGUUCAACUUGAUGUGUGACAUCACACCUUUUUGUUAACAUCUGCAUGUUUUUGGUGUUCAUAUGUCCUUUGUAUACUCGUUUUCCUGUAAGUCAGUGUUUCUCAAGCUUUCUGAAAGCACAAUCCCUCUGGGCUGUAUUUCUUCAUAGGGCCCUCUGUUGGAAUUAACUUUUUCUAGGGCAGGGAGUGCGAACCAGUUGUAAUGACUGGCGGCAUUUCCUAACUGCAGGAACUGAGGUGCUGCUAGUACUUGGUAACUCCAUGGCUGCUGCAAAUGCUUGCAGCCAACAGCCAGCUCUUCUAGCUCCUCCACACUGGGGGGCUGAGCUGCAUCCAGUAAGUGGGACAAGUUCCCUGGCCAGCGCACUCCUCUGCAGCCAGCACAACCACACGCUCUGCGCUGGAGAACCGAGCUGCUACACUUCAUACAGAACCGAGCUACGUUUGCCUGACAUCGUGUUUUGAUAAUAAUCUUAACACUUUGGCAGCUUUCAAAUGGUUGUGACUUUCAGUUUGAGAAACACUACCCUAAAUUACCCCACAAAGUCUUAAUGUAGAUGCACAAACUUUACAGGAACUUGCAAUCUGUAAUGCUAUCUAUAUCUAAUGCAGAGAAUUCAUAAGCAAUACAGUGAAUUUUAUUUCACAAAAAGGCAUACGUACUGUACACCUUUCUAAAUCCAAAAUGUUCCUCAUUUCUACAUUGAUUUAGAAACAAGUUACAGAACAGUGGUGAAUAUUUAAACUAUUAGGACAUUAACUGGCUGCUUCUUUAUAUGUAACUGUAUUGUCUGCCUGCUCCUUUUCUGGAGAUGUGUUUUUGUAUUGGAUGUUUGGGCCAAUGGGAGGCUUCAAGCUACAAUGUAUUUUCCCAGAUUAAAUAUAUUUAACAUAUGACAAACCCCAGACAAGGCUUUUUAAAAUGUAUAAAGAACUGCAGUGUUAGGUGGUUUAUUUGCAAACUGUUUUCAAUGUUGUCCAUUUUUAUGGCACCUUUAACAAUAUUCUUGUUUCCAAAGUACAAAAAAAAGGUUAAAAAUACUCUAGCCAUAACUGAAUGUCAAGCAAUAAAAACAAAUGACUUUUUGUGCAUAGAUUUAAAAGAAAUACAAGUUUUAGACAUCUGCAUGUAAAUGCAAUCUCUUGUUUACUGCUUUCUUAAACUUGAGCAACUGAUUCCUUAUUUUACUACUAAUUUAAGGACUUGUAAUGGCCUGUAAACAUUUUAUCUUGCUCUAUUCUUUCAACUCUAACUUUGUCUCUGCUUUGGAGUCAUAAUAUUUAAUGUUGUUCUGCUCACCUCUAUACAGUUAACUUUUUGCUUUCAUUCUGUAUAGAUAAAGUUAUACUAUAAACAGCCUACACAGUGCAAAUAUUUAUCUGUUUAUCAAAUACCACAUUAUGCUGUAUAAUAUCUGUUUUACUAUAUAAUCUAUUUUAGACAUAGCUGUUUAGAACUAGAGUGUGCUAUUUUUGUGUUUUUCUGAUGUGUGGUGCUAGAUAAGUUACUUUUGUGAACAAAAGCAAACAAACCCCUUUUAUUCCUAGACAAUACCACCUUUGGGUCUUGUUAAUUUCACUGAGUAUAACUAUAUAUAAAUAUAUAUAUAUUUGUGUAUAUAUAUAUAUACACCAACUUAUGCCCAACAAGUACCUGUAUCAGAGUACAAGAUUUGGGACAUGGUUUUCUCUUUAAAUGCAUAGUGUCAUUAUAUAAAUUAUUCUAUAGUAUAUUUAAUAAGGAGAAAAUUACUUCACCGGUACAGAUACUUGAUAUCAAAUGUAGAAUUUUUUUCUACAUUAUUAACAUUAUUAACGUUAUUAACAAUGUUCUGUCCAGCUUGUUAUCCUUUUGGUUACUAAAACAGUCUGCCUGUAUUGUAUCAGAAAAAAGAAAAACAUCUAAUCUGCCAGUAUAAAGUAAUUACAAUAUGCUGUCUGUCUGAAAGGGAGGUAGUUAUUUGGCUUGUUGGGAGAGUUCUAUCCUGUCGUUGCAUCUGAUAUUUAUAGAUGUUAUUCUGCUGGGUGCCUUCCUCCCUCUUCACUUUAAAUAGGAUCUGUACACACUCAAACUGCGGAUGUUACUAGGCCAUGCCUACACACUUAACUCCAGUUACUGUAAAUAGGAAUUUUCUGUAAAUCUUCCGUGAUAGAUGGAUGGCUAAAUUCAGUCCUUGGAUAUGCUUUAUAAAUCAUGCAUACAUAUCCAAGGACAGCCAUUAGCAACUAAAGUUAAUUAAGAAGUGGAAUUUGCAAUGUUUUGUCAGGUCUGGGGGUUUUGUUUUUAUUUUUCAUGUAUACCUUAAUUUACGUAGUCAUGUACCCUUAAAAGUAUUCCUAUCCCCUGUUCCUUUCAUUCUAGAUACUGUUUUCAUGUUAAUUCUUAAAAACUGAUGGAUAUCAAAUAUCUAACUAAGGAGGUAAUUAACCUUUUAAAUAUUUAUUAGAAUUUUUCUGUAAUAUUACUGAAUUUAUAAGAUCUUUAGCAAAGAUUUUUGAGCAAUUUAUUAAAUACAAUGUUUCUGUUUACUGCACUUUUUGAUAAUAGAAGGUAGUGAAUUUUAAAGCCAUGGUUCUUGGCUUCCAUGCACUGCUUUUAUACCCUCAAUCCAAGGAAUAUAUAUAUAUAAAUAAUUUUUUUUAAACAACAAACAUACUGUUGUCCUAAAAAUAAAUACAAACUUUACUGCACCGUGGAUAUAUUUUCAUAAGUGGAAUGUUUAACUGCAAACACUAUCAGGACAAUUAUAAAAACCUCUUGAAGCUACAAUCUUAUUUAAAUAUAAGCCAUGACAAUUUUAUUUUCCCUUGUUGAUUUAAGUCACCUUUUGAUAUUUUCAAAGAGAAAAGGACUCGCUCUUAAAUUUGUAUGUACCAACCUAUACAUAAUGCCAGGAACACGUGCUCCCUAUUGUUUUAAUAGUUUGAUAUAUUUAUGCAAACCAUUUGGUUAACAUAUAUUCUCCCUGUUUACUAAAUGUUCAACGUAACAAGACCAGAAUAAAUGCUGAUUAUGAAUAUACAUCAGUUUGAAGAUUAAGCACAUAGACUUCAAAAACCUCGUUGAGUGAUAUGCUCAAAUUUCUGUAAAUACACACAAGUUUAAAUGCAAUUAUACUGUACAUGUAAAUAUAUGCUGUCUGUUAUGUGUACAGUAUGUAUAAAUUCCUUUUCUAGCCACAAUAAAAUGUAAGCCAUCAAGAGGAAUACUAAAGUGGUAUUGUACUAAACCUUUGCUAAUGAUCUUUACCCAAUCACUUAACUUUUCACUUUCAUGGACCUUUCCAACUCACUCCUACGAUAGCCUGCUUAUAUUCAAGUUUGUUAUUUUACUCAGUCCCGAAAAAAGUAUUUUGAUUCAUUUUGUAAAUAUGACUGUAAAAAUAAGAGAUUUAAUGUUGUCUUUUAAAUACUCCAAUUUUCAUUCUAAUAUGAAUGUUGUUAUAUUGUACUUAGAAACUGUACCUUUAAUAUUACAUUACCUUUAUUAAGUGCAUUGAACACAUCGAUUUUAGAUGUGCUUUAUGUACUGUUAUCCUGUAAUAAAACUUCAGCUUCUAAUGGAAAAA